Messenger RNA from Phaeodactylum tricornutum CCAP 1055/1, 6481 nucleotides. RefSeq lists its product with no specific name. The transcript has a single exon. Gene Ontology annotation, molecular function: protein binding. The record is from RefSeq and is a predicted model, not a curated record. NCBI's taxonomy places the organism in Eukaryota, Bacillariophyta, Bacillariophyceae, Surirellales, Neidiaceae. Bases 1 to 6435 code for a protein of 2144 amino acids.
AUGUCCCAUUUUGCUCUGGUGCCAAAAUCGAGCACGACUGUGCCUUUGCAUGAUCAAGAGAACAGUUCUUGUAUUCGGGCUCCUCGGGUUCAGGCUGAGCUAACGAGCCUAUACGAGACAUACGCUUCCUUGUAUCCCAACCCACGUCUCAUGGAAGAGUCCCAGGAUCGAGACAACUUGUUACGCGCAAUAUCAUCCGCAUCGCAUGCCGUACAAUUGAACUCGCCCACACAGAAGAAAACAGGCUUGUUCGGCUGGUUCAGAUUUUCGUCGGAUCUGGCGAAGCCCCUAGCGAUACAAGCUUUCUCAGAUCAAGGAAAGGAUGACAAACGAUUACGGUAUGCGGAAGGAAUGAGCGAGGACAAUCUCCAGCUGCUAGGAACCCACCUGGCGUCUCUUGAUCCUUCCUGUAUACCUGCAGAGGCUUACAGCAUGGCGCGAUUUCACCUCGUCUCAGGACGAACGAAAAGUGUGAACGUGGCUCGGGCAGCGAUAUGGCAGCCACCGCAUGAUACCACGACACUUUCUGUUGUGGUUACAGGCCUUGGAAGCAUAGUGGAGUUGGUCUUAGAUGAAAGCAACGAACAUGAAUUGGAUGAGGAGAAAGGAGAAGUUCAAUAUACUUCAGACCGGAAUGAGCUGCUAGAACACUUUCGCCAGAUAUCGGCUACUUCAUAUUCGGCCAUCUAUGCUCGCGCCAGCACUGUGGGUCCUAACUUCUUGGUUGUGUCAUGGGGACUGGAAGAUGGUGUUGUGGUUUGUUACCGUCGGGUCAAACUCGCAGGCGACCAGAACACACACUCAUGGCAAGCCUGUGGGAUGCUCAGUCCAACCGACGCAGUACAAACACAUUUGGGUGACGACGUCUUUGUCCAAGAUGAAUCGGCUUCUUUGCGAGUGUCGGAUAUAGUACCCUUGAUUGUCGAGACGGGAAAGGUGCCAGCAGCGACUAUCGUGGUAUCUCGUUUGGGGGGGACCAUUGAGAUCGUUCCACUGCCUUCUCGUCUCUGGUACGGCCCCACCCUCCAGCAGCCCGCGUUAAAGCCGCCCCGAAUACAAGUACGACGGGGGGAAGCACUUCACUACGCAAUUGGCGAGCUGACAGACUUGGCAUCCUUUCAAAAUCGGAUCACGGCGUUGACGACGAGUGACUAUCAUACUGACGUGCUAGGCUUGGAGACGUUUCGCACAAGUGUCACUAGAGGAACGACGUGGGAUAAGGAAGCGUAUCCUCAGGGGCCGCCAGCGGAACAUAUUAUGGCCGCAUUUGGUGCAAAAAACGGUAGAGAAGCCGUAACGUUUUGGUCUGUCAGCACCAUGCUGAUGGAUGAGACAACAACAAAAGAGAACUGUGAUGAGUUCGGCUUUUUGCUUCAUGCAAAUAUGCUCGAAGCUAUUGACGUCGGUGCAGUUGGACCACCAGUCAGUGUGUUUGCUAGCGAUCCAAUUAUGCGGCACUGGAGGCGGCCACGGCAUGUGGAGCUUUGGGCCGACGCUGAGCAAGGGGUGUUGGAUGAAGAAAGUUCUAAGCGAAUCACCACAAUAUCGGUGUCAGCACCGAUAGUGACAAUACGCUUUACAACCGCGAGUAGCUCAUUGGAAAUGGCCAUGUUGGACUGGAACGGUGGGGUAACGAUGAUGGAUUGCCGCUUGCUGGAACAUACAGCAUCGCAAACCUUAGCGGAAAACGAAUUUAAGAUUGUUUAUCAACCUGGUAGUCCCGAAAAUAUCGAACCGUUGGUGGAAUCGAUCGUAGAUCGUUCGCAGUCACUCAAGUAUUUGGUGGAUGAGUAUGGUGUGUCUCGAGCGAUCGAUUUACGGUGGUGGUGUCCUCCUGAGUGUUUGCCGUUGCUGGCAAUCUUGAUAGAAUCUCCGCUGCGUCUUUGCUUUCUUUCGUUGGAACAAAUCGCCAAGGGCACAGUUCCUUGCAGCCUUCGACUCGGAAUGGCCUCUGGAACGUUACUGUCUUCUUCCUUAAAUGACGACUUACUUUUGACAUUGCUAGGAUGCAAAGGGGGGAGAAGGCAGUUGUCUCUCUUUGCCCUCCAUCCGCUCGACACUCGAACGACUGUGGAAUCGCUCUUUAACGAAUCUAAAUUCGAAGAAGCAAUCGCCGCCAUUAGUCGGCUUGCCGUGCGUGACCAAGUGAUUCUCUCAGAUAUGGUUGAAGAGUGUAACAAGCAUUUGUGGCGAACCACACGGGACUUUCGCUACUUGAGUAACAGUUCUGAUGAUGCUUUUGUCGUGCAAGAGGCCAUGGUUGAUGUAGAAUAUCUUGCCGAAUGCUACGACUUCGAUACCUAUCUUCGGUUGCAAAAUGUUGCUCUAAAUCGGAUCGAUUAUGGAAGGUUGGAGGCUUCAUUCGCAUUGAAAGGAUUCUUUGGGCCGGAGUCCAUCAGGCGCAACUUGAGACAACGAUUGGUGCUCUUGGGGACAUAUCGACUCCUCUGUAAGCGCUUAUUCUCAACACCGUCGCUUGCACAUUUUCUGGAAAAGUUCGUCUCAGUCAACAUAGCCGAUCUGGCUACAAGCCUGGCUAGAGCCGGAGAUAUUGAAGCUUUGUCAAUUGUGGUGUUUCGCCACGAAAUCGACACUGUCAGAUACUUGAGGGUGCUUUGUGAGAUACAUCCGACAAUAGCGUUGUGUCGAUACCUUCAUCUUCUUCCAGUUUGGCAAGAAAAUGUUGAAGCAAAAGGCUUUCUCUAUACGGGUAGUAAGGGAUAUGUUUUGCGAAAUUGGGCCGAAAUGCCAGAUACGUUGUCGAGCUCCAUUGGCUUCCAACUCCUCGUGGACGAAGAAGAUCGUGAUGCGGUCCAGAAACUGUACGCAGAAAUCGGACCCGAUGAAAGAUUGAAAAGUAGUUUGUCGUCCUGCUGGCAAAUACUAAGAGAUUGGUACUCUUCAUGGGCGCAUAUACUUUGCGACUUUGUCUGCGACCUUUCUUCGACAAUCAAGUUCUGCAAUGUUUCACUUAAGGCCCUCCAAUGCGAGAGUGCAGAGAAGAGAGACGCUUUGGACGUUUUGGAUGCCAGUCAGAAUCAUUCAGAAAUUCAUCGAAUUUUGCGCCGGUCGGAGGCUCUACAACUUUUGCUCGUUGAAAUCCUUGAUGUCAACAAUCCUCCAGUAACACAUUCGACGAUGGGCCUGAAGGAGCUUGAGUCGCUCGACACUCGCUCCGUAGUACAGCUGGCGCUGACAGGAGUCGUUGGUUUCGAUCAAGUUUUGGCACGAUUUCAAUAUGUUCUUAUCCCAUUGCUGCAUCCAACGCACGCAACGAGAGACGACACCGGCUUGUACGCUGAACUAGACAGGGAACUUGCUUUAUAUUGUUUUACAAUCUUUGAAGCCGCUCCCAUGGAAAAUUCUAGUGAUACGUGGGACCGUACUCAAAGAGCCAUAGAGAUCUGCACCGCAAUUGUCUCUUUGAGUACCACAGGAAUUCCUGCCAAGCAGCGGGUUGUAAAGGACAGCCGAAUUUUGAUGGACAUUGUUACGAGACUGUUUGAAAAUACCGUUGCAAUCAUUUGUCAACUAUGUCCAAAGCUUACCAAUGCGAGAGCGAUUGUGGAAACGCUUUGGAUGGCCUACGAAUCGUUACCAAAGCAUCUAGGGAAUGGUAGUGCCGAAGAGGUUGACAACAUGUACCGUUCGCUUGUACUAAUUGAUAUUCUUUCUCAAUGGCCAGACUGCUCACCAUUUCUUAUUGUGUCGAAAAAUGAUUCAUUGCGGUCUGGCCGGGAAGGCCAAAUACGUGCCGGGAAGCAAGCUGUUGAAAGCAUUUGUACGUCGUUCUGCAUGCAGGUAGGCUUGAAAUUCUCAAGAAUCGAAAACGUUGAGCAUGGACAGCUUCUUUCGAUGCUAAUAGCAGACAUCCAGCAAAUCAAUCAACAAUGCUGUGACGGGAAUCUAAGUACAGUGGAAAUCGUGACUGUUCGUCUUUUUGAGGUUCUCCUACAGCAGCACCAGGUAGUACUCAUACACAAACUUCUCACAUGCUAUGGCGCCCUCGUUGACAAAGCAAUGGCGUCAAAUUCUGUGAUGGCGUUCGUCAACGAAGCAGUAUUUGAAGAAACAAAUGAUGAAUCAACACUGUCAGCGGCAAUGGCAUGCCAAGAUGUCUUAUAUCCUUGGUUUCCGAACUUGCAUUCGGAAUUUAAAUCGGUCCGUGUUUAUAUGGACGUUGCAAAAUUCAUAAAUUCAGCGUUGGCAACUCAUUGGGUGUCUCCUGGAGUCCUUCAAAAGCAGCUGCCACUGGAUGUAGUUGAGUCUAUGCUGAUCUCUUACCCAUCGGUCGUAGUCUACGGUUACAAGAAUUGGGCAGAUGAAAAGUUUGCAAAAGAUGCCAACAAAUUGAUUCGUGACUUCUUUAAAGUGCAGGACUUAGCUUCUGAGGAUGUGGCGGCGUGGGAUGGCCAUAAGUUGCCCUCGUUGCCAGGCACCUUUAUCUUACACAUGGCGCAGCGUCUUGAUCUGACUGAUACAAAUGCGUUUGUUUUUGUGAAGAACAGGAUGAUACACCAUGCACUCAUCGGAAAGCACUGCGGUGCCGCCGCGGCCAUUUGCCGAAGCCUUUUCCACGAUGAGCUAGACUCUGUCUCGCGUGAUUUGUCCUUGGCCGUCGUUGAUGCGGCAUCUGCCAUUAUCCGAGAGGAUUCUUUUGACGAUGCUGAGACCAAAUAUGAACUAUGUAAACUCGCUUUGUCAAGCCGUAUUGGACCACUAUCCGUGGAGUCGCCACCAGCACAUAACGAGCUACUGGGAUACUAUUCAAGCAUUGAAUACUUGUGUACCUCUACCACUCCCACAAAUGCUUUCGCGGCUUCAAGCCUUUUUCAGGAUACUCUUGAGCAGUACUCUAUCAACUUUUCGGAAUUGUUGCGCUCUCUACGUCAUCAAAGCAUGUACAACACGGUCGACGAUGCCCUCUUGAGCACGAUCGCUAGAUAUUCCAUGUUUUGGUGCAUAUUUCAGUGUUCAAAGUACGAGGAAGCUGAUCACGUUGCUGUGCAGCAAGCUGAAGUGACCAGCGCUGCUCAACUCGCCUGCGGACUUCUUUUCUACAUCAAAGAUUCUGAUAUUGCAAUAGGAUGCCUUAAAGAGGUUCAAUCCGUGCUUCAAGAAGAGUUUGCGGCUAUCGUGUCAUCACUUCCUUCCCCGAACUCAGACUAUGUCCGGCCUGAUUGUAGCAUCGUUCACAAGCUUGUCGGGCGCGGCUACACCGAAACGGGCGCCAAAAGAGCCUCAUUUGUGACAAACAAUGAGAGCUACGAAGCUGCUCUUCAGUGGGCCGUAGCACACUCACUUGAUCCAGAUUUUGACAACCCUCUUGUUUUGACGAAAGCCGCGGACACAAAAUGGAUAGAUCAAGCUACUAUGCAACAGCUCCGUGCGACACUGGAAGCAUCGACUCGUAUUAUAUCUAAGAGCUCUGAGCUAGACGAGCUAAUUGCGAAGUGGAAAGAGGGUAGUAUACUACCCUUCCAAAGUGUUCAGUCCGGAAAGCUUGAGUCUUUCUCGAGACGCUACCAUAGGCAUGAUUUUCCCACUGGAAGACGGACUGAAGAACAUUCAAAAAUUCUUCCUCAUAUCGGAUCCUCUUCGCAGAAUUUGUUGGUAGAGCAAAGUUGGCGAAGCGAAAGCGCAGACAUGUCGUUCGUCGACGAGUUGGACGUCAGUGCUAUUCCCAAUCGAGCAGGAGAUGUUUACGAGAAGGUAUUGUUGUUAGACGAGAAAGAUGUGGAUGGCAAGCAAGAGUCACCUGACCCCAUAGACCGGAUUCGUCAAAAAAACUCAAUCGGCAAGGAGCAGCCCCUGGUCCCCGGACAGAGUGGAGCAAUGAUAUUUCAGGCUGCGCAACCAAAGGAAAACCUCGAUAUCGGUUACAAAAGAAAAGUUCUUUUUGCUCGCCAGGAAGACGGUAUCCAGACAAGCAACGAAAGAAGCACUUCGUUGGCAGGCCACGAUGGUACCGAACGAUCACGGGAAGCUAGUAAUACGACUGGCGCAACACAACUUACUACUGAGAAUGUUUUAAAGCCAUCUCAUUGGACCGCCGAAGCGAGUAAACGAAACCAGGCUUUGCGAGAUUCUUUUGAAAGGCACGAGUCACUGGGAGUGGGGGAAAUUAAAAGCCCUGACAUACCUUUUCUACGGGAGCAACGGCGCGCUUUGCUCCGUUCUAGUCGCGUUGCACGAGCCCCAUCGUCCGCACCAGCGACGGACGCGGACGAACGCCGCCGCUUAAUCGAAGAAGGUCGCCGCUUGCUACUACAAGCCCGAGGUGCUGGCGCCAUCGCAUCUCAGCGCACUUCUCAUCGUAAUCCGCUCCUUUCUAACACGGCUGAUUCGGCGUCACCUAAACCUCUACUGGCACAAGAUGAACCAAAUCUAAAAGCACCCUCCUCCAAUGAAGGAGGGGACAUUGACGAUGUUUGAUAGCUGCAAGAUAGGAAUUUAAAGCAUGAAAGAAAACACGUUGCUG